Morone saxatilis (striped sea-bass) is the source of this 6530-nucleotide messenger RNA. It is a transcript of the gene akap11, whose product is annotated as A kinase (PRKA) anchor protein 11. The record is from RefSeq and is a predicted model, not a curated record. Lineage: Eukaryota; Metazoa; Chordata; Actinopteri; Moronidae. Gene Ontology annotation, biological process: intracellular protein localization. Gene Ontology annotation, molecular function: protein kinase A binding. Gene Ontology annotation, cellular component: cytoplasm.
GAAGGCGGAAAUGGGAAGUUCGCUUCCUUUUUAAGAAUCUCUGAAAUAGAUCGUAAGAGAGCACAGUGUGUGUAUAUAUAUAAGUAUCUUCUUGAAAUUAUUCAGUUAACUUUCAAGUCAGGUCUGGCUCUUUGGGCGAAUUCUAGUAGUUAUUUUAAAUGGUCACAAAGGUGAACACGCUGAACAAAGUUUGAGUUAACGUUACUGUCCUGUCUCCACUUUAUGGUAAAAUAGUCAGGUACAGCAUUUAUUAAGCUUAUGAUAACACAUUUAGUAUACAACUGGAAUAGUCAGGGCAGCAGUGGAAAACCAAAGUGAGCGAAUUGUUGCUUUCCUUCAGUAACAUUAGGAAAAGUUCAAAACGGACGAAUCGUUCACGGGUCGCGCAUUAAACAGCGGCCACCGUCAACGCUGCUGGAGUCCGACACUGAGCGCUUCUCAAAACAAGACAUUUGAGGACGUCAGCCUGGGCUUCAGGAAACACCCACCAAAGCACCCACGAAAAGCUAGGAGGUCCUGGAUCACCAGAGGAAGCCAGUGGCAUUCUACUUCUACUUCCCUUCUGGUUCUCAGGAUGUAGGAUGGGCUGAUCAAUAGGACCGCCUGCCUCGGGUCUAGACUCAACUAGCCGCUUUGGACUGUACCUCAAAGGAGAGGCUUGGAUUUCUUGGGAAACUUUUCCUUCUUGUACACUGUGAGCAGCCCAUCAGCCAGCCACGUGCAGCGCUCUGUUGUUAUGGAUGCCUGUGCCCGUAUUAGAGGAGUUCCAAUAAGGUCCAGGGCCUCAGUCCGGAAAGAGACCGUGCGUGACAGUGGGGCGCAGUGUGUGAAGAGCCUCUUCAGGAAUAAAAAGGAGCUAUGCAGCAUUGGCCUGGAGCUGCCAACCAGAGACUCAACAAGACUGACAGAGAUUCAUUUUGUGUGUCUGCCUGGACAAUGUGAAGGAGAAGAUGUCUCCCAACAGGCUCUGUCAUCUCUGCCAGGAGGGCUGUGUGAGCUUCUCAGGUCCCUCCACGUUCACAGCCUCAAGAAUGAUGAGGUUCUGCUCCUCAAAGACUCCCGCAGGCUGGUAGAGCACAAGGACGGCGGGCCUCAGUGUUGGUUAAAGGCCGUGUGUGUGCUGAGGCAUAACCCCAGCACCAGCGUCUACCCUCAGGCCAGUGUAGGAUCUUUGGUGGGUUUACUGGGGUGCUACUUGGCAGGUGUCCGCUAUGCUUUGGAGCUUCAGGCUCUUCAGAGGGGCACAGCUGAGCCCAGCCAGCCAGAGGAAGAUGACACCAACCAGUCGGUCUCAUCAAUCGAGGACGACUUUGUCACGGCCCUGGAGCAUUUGGAGGAGGACGACACAGGAGACAGUCCCUCAGCGUCUUCCUAUCACCAUUUUAAAAAGCGUGAUGUGGCAUCACAGACAGUCCCGGCCCACAAGAGAAGAAAGGAAUUAUCAGGCUCCCGCAUUAUCAUGAGUUCAUCUUCAAAGUAUUCAGCUAAACAUAAGUCAGGUCCAGAUGUGUCUGUCACAGUGCAGAGGUCAUCAGGCGUGGAAUCUCAAUGGACCUACUGCAGUCCUGGAGCUCGUCUCCCCUCGCCACUGAUUCAUGUCAGUGAAUCAGAAGAUUCAGACUGCUCCAGCCCCAGCCCAAUCAUUUUCCUUGAUGAGGUCGGCUACCAGAAGAGCCUGCUGGCCAAGCUGGACAUCCCUCAGGUGCCAGGGGGGCCCAGAGAUCGAGUUGAAGACUCAGACUCCGAAGUCAGUGAAUUCUUUGACAGUUUUGACCAGUUCGAUGACCUGGAUGAGCUGAGCUCAGAGAGCUGCACUCUCGCACUGCCUCUGGAUGCCAUCAGUGCCCUAGCCACACAGAAAAGGUCCACUGAGUCUAGCACCAGCGGGUCAGCAUCCAAAUAUGUUUCUAGGGGCUGCUCAACCAAGGGUAUGAACCCUCACCGCUUUGACCAGCCCACUCUCCCAGCCAAUGUGAAAAAACCCACUCCUCUGAAACCAGGCUCUCCCUACUCACUUCAUUCUGAGGUGCCUGACUCCCCUCGACCUGUGCAGACCCCCUCUGAGGAGAAUGGUGGCCCACUCUUUAGUCCUGUCUGCUCCUCAGCCUUCAGCCCCCUGGUAGACUCUAGUGGGACACUGGAAUACUUCUGGAAGACUGAUGAAGAUGGACGGGACAGCACAGAGCUACGUAAACCCCAGGAUCUCUGCUCUCUGUAUAAGACCUAUUCAGACUUUGCCAGCAGUCUGUCCAAAGAAAUUCUGGGAUCUGUGUGUGGCUAUCAGUCUGCCGUUGACAUCAGUGACAACAAGAAUCUCAGCUGUGUCUGCCACAAGGAAUUCAAGAACCCUUCGGGCUACCUGAUGAAGCUGUCAGAAAUACAAGAGACUGUAACAGUGGCCAAGCUGCAGAAGAAGUCUCAGUCUCUGAAGGAUGGCAUCCAGAGGUUCGCCACUGACCUGGUGGAAAUGAGCUUGGGCAGCGCCUUGCGAGACCUCCAAAAAGGUGUGUCUUCCUGUACCACCACCUUGUGUCACCUAGCUGCCAGGCUCACCUCCUCAGUGUUCCAGAUGGCCUUCCAUGAGAUUGGCAUGCGCCAUGCGUAUGUGUUGAAGGAACGAGCAAUCAAUGGAUUAGCUGGCUUCCUGGUUGGAGAGGCCGUGUCUGGGGCGCUGAAGGAGUUCCUGACAGUGAAAAAACAGAUUUUCCACAGCACAGUGACACGUUUUGCUGCUGAUUUGGCUGAAGAGCUGGUGUUUGAAGGCAUCAUGGAGGUUUGUCAGUUUUCACACCCCUCGACCCCUCUCACCCCUAGUGAUUGGUCCUUUGGCCACAGGCCAGAGGAAGAGGAAGAGGAGGAGGUGGUUUCCUCCUAUGCUUCAGACUUGUCAGAGUCUGUUAUACAGGAGGCCUUCAUAGAGCUCUCUCAGGCUGAUGUUGCCUUCACUAGCCAAGCAGCUAUUAGCGUGUCUCUGGACAACAUCUGUUAUGUCAGUGCAGAGGACACAAGCACUCACACCUGUAGUACCUUCACUAACCAGCAGGUUUUAAGUGCCAGCUCAGCUGGAGCAGUCCCAGGGCCCUCCAAAGAGGAUGCUAGCUGCACAGUGAAGAAGGCCCUGUUCACUGUAUCAGGCAUGGCCAGCUGUAUCCCUGUGCCCCAAGCAGGCCAAGCCCUCUCCCACCUCCAGGACCCUGAGGAGACCUGUCAGUGUAAGUCUAGCUUGUCAAAUACCCCACAGGCCAGCCCCAAAAGAGUGAGUUUAUCUUCCUCUGACACCACUACAUCUACACAAACUAACCUUUACGAUCAUGGCCAAGGAAAGUCCCCAUUCCAAAACUUCUCUGGCAACAUGGUGGAUAUGAUAGUAACUGAGGCUUGUGACCUAAUAACUGCCUCUAAGAUGAAGAAGAGUUUUGGUGACUGUGCUGAUUUCCUCACAAAGACAAUCGGAAGCCGAAGGGACUCUUCUUCUAAGCAGGAGACAGUUAAUUAUGAGGCUCCAGAUUCCCCUUUAAAGCAGGGAGCUGGCAGAGAGAGUUUUAGAUAUGACUGUAGUGAUUCUGGGUAUAUUAGCAAGGGUGGCCCUGAAGAGCAAGCAGCAGACUUUAGCGUUCCUCACAUUUCCUUUCAGACAGGAUCUCAGAGCCAGGGAAGAGCCAGCUGUGAGUUAGACCCCAGGACCAGAGGUGUGGCUGAAACCCAUCCUGUGAUGAUGGAUACUCUUGAUGUGCCGGGUACCGAGAUGGGUGGACAAAGGAGGACAUCUGUUUCUGGGGAUGACUCAGGCCCAAGCUCUGGCCAAAAAUCUGGUGGGACUCCUGAAACUCCUCCUUCCACCCCUCAGCAGCCCAGUGAGGUGUCCAAAGAGAAACAGAUAAAACAGUUCUCCAAGAAGCUUCGAAGCAAGCUGGCUAAGGAAUUUUCCCCCGCUACCCCCCCACCCACCCCUCAUUAUCAGCCUGAGCCUGGCCCAGGGCCGAAAGACAUCACCCCUGAAGCAGACAAGGCUGAAUUUAUGCUUAAACUGAUGCGGUCUCUGUCUGAGGAAGCAGAUGGCAAUGAGGAUGAGGAGGAAGAAUUGGCAGAAGAGGGCAGUGUUGGUGGAACUAACAGAUGUUCAGAGACAGGCGGUGGCCGGCAUGAACUGAACCAGAUGUCCACUCGCAGAAUGUCCAACAAGGAAGCCCUCCACUACGCUGAGCGGUUGGCUUGUCACAUUGUCUCCAUGGCAACAGAGAUGGACACACUCAGAGUUGCAGAGGAGGAGGGAGAGAUGAGCAAGGGCAGCGAGAGGAGGAGAGACAGUGUGGCUCAGUUCUCAGAGCAGACCCUGAAUACCUUGUGGGUUUAUGCUGGGGAGGUAGCAGGAGAGGUCAUCAAUGAUGUGAAGAGGAUGGUGAGCUCAGCCCAGCAGUGUCCAUAUCACAGAGCUCACAGAAGAAGAAGCUUUGACAGAUCUAGCUCUGAAUGUUUGCGUCACCACUACCAGCACCAGUCUCAACCCAGUACAGACCAGAACAAAGACUGGAGGGUAGGGAGGCUGGCUGAGCAAUGGUCUAAUGACCUGAUAGCCUCUGUCUUCCGGUCUCCCACCUCCACAUCAAGUACCAUCUCCAGCUCCACCUCUGGCCUGACCUCCGAGUAUCCCAGCUGUGAGAGUGUGACAGAUGAAUAUGCUGGCUACCUCAUCAGGGUACUGAAAAAAGAGGGAGGCAGUAGGGAGUUGGUCCUAGACCAGUAUGCGAGCCGUUUGGCCUACCGCUCCAUAAAACUAGGCUUGGCUCAUGCUAGUCGCAAGAUCAAGCACAGAUCCUCCAGCAGCCGCCUUCACUCCUCCAAGUCGCUGCCAGAUGAAUGGAAAGCUUCUGGUAGUGAGGCCUCGUCACCCAAGGACAGAGUAGAGUCAGGCGAGGAUGCUCAGUGUUGUUGCAGGGACUCUGAAGAGCAGAGUCAGAGGGAGUACAUGGACCUGUUAAACUUUGCAGAGUCUUUAGCUUACAACAUCACCUGUGAUGUAACACGCAAGCUGCGUCUUUCCUCUGUACGGCUGCCCAAGUCUCUGACUGACUCCUGUCUUUAUAAGAAAUCCAAAUUUGAAGACAUGGCAGAGAAUCUCAUCAGGAACUCCUUCUCUUGCCCCCUGUUGUCCAAGGAGGGUAAGAGCAAGCAUUACCACAGCACAGGAAGCCUGUAUGAUGGAGGCUACAGGAGUAGGGCUAUGCAGGUCAUCGAGCAUUAUGCCAGGAAAAUAGUUAAUGACACUCUGAAGAUGAGCCUGGCUUCAGUUGGACAUUCAUCCCGGGAGCACCAGAGGACCCAAGGCCGUGACAGACACCCUCAUACCCAGAGGUUGUCUGAGGUGCCGUCACUGGGCCAAGCCCUGGGGGAGAGGACAUGCCGUUAUUGUCAGGUCCAGGAGUGCCCGUACUGCACCAAACUCAGCAGGCACCACCACCAGCCUGUAUUACAGAGGAGGAAAAGAGGGCCUGAAUGUCACUCAAGGGCUGAGAGGCUUUCUAGCUUAGAGAUUCCCAAGAUCCACAUUGACCUUGACAACAGGGCAAUAUUUGCAGAGGAGAUGGUGUCCAUGGCGAUGGAGACAGCUAAACGUGAGCUGAGCAACACCAGUCUUAAUGCUGACAGUGGCAUCGGCCAUGAUGGAACCAGCUACGCUGAGAGCCUCACAGCCGAGAUCAUGACGUCAGCCCUGUCCAACAUCUGCCAGGCUGCCAGCAUCAGCUGUCCAGGUAGGGAAGCCACUGAGUCCUCUGUGUCCCAGCAGCUAAGUGUAGGAGAUGACAGCCUGGGCAGCUGGUCUAACCUGAGCUUUGAGGAUGAGCACCCGGACGACAACAGCAGCUUCCUUCACCUCAGUGACAGCAGCAAUGGGAACAGCAGUAGCUGGAGCAGUCUGGGCCUGGAGGGGGAAGCUUGUGAGGAGCGCAUGUCAUUCUCUCCCUCUGACAGUGACAAUACAGAGGACAAGGAGACUGAAGUCAAAGAGGAAUCCAGCGGGACUCUCUGUGUGGACAGGAAUCAGGUGCAGGCUCCCAGGGCCGCACUGGUCAUGCUGAACUCGGACGCCAGGGAGCUCGGGCGCGGCCCCCAUCACGUGAGCCUGGACUCUCAGCUCAGGACCAUGCUGCAGUGGGUGGCGGCCUCCAUGACCGACGUCCCCCUGAUCCAGCUGAGUCUCGACAGAGAGCUCCAGCAGCUCCCAGCAGUGGUCCAAAGACUUCGGGAGAGGAAGUGGAGGGUGGGCGAGCUGCUGCACUCGCUUCUGCGCUACUGUGAAGAGAGUCAGACACACAGUCAGUCCCAGGCCAGAGAGGAGGCCGUCCAGGCGGGCAGAGACCUUCACCGCAUCCCCCUCUUCCAGUGGCUUCUGGAGCACGCCUAGGGCCUCUCCUUUUUUCUUUUAUCAUCUUUUAUCUAUUAAUUUAUCGGGCUGCAUAUAUCACACGUGUUGAUUUAGUGAGCUGUCUCUCCUGCCCGCCUACACUUCUGAAUUAAAGCCCUCACACCUU